CUUGCCAUAUCGCCCGCAUACACUUCCUGGAUGCUGCUGAGGAACCGCUUUGUAAUCGGAAUCCUGCACAAAAUAAAGUGCUAACUAACAACAGGAUAUUUUCCGUUUCUCGCUGUUGAAGGGUGACGUCUGCAGCUUCUCAUUGGCUGGUGGUGCCAGUCAACAAACAACAAAGAAUAUACAUCGGACAUGCGGAUACCGAGACUACUAUUUUGAGAGCUGUUAUAACGCCUUAAACACCCACAGUUACACAUAUAACCGCCUCCAGGAGAAGAAGAAACCUGUUUACUCUUCAAAAGCGCUCGUUAAGCGGUUGGAGAUGAACGGAGACUGUGUGGACGCGAGGCGUGUGGAUACAACAGAUGCUGGUAAGGAUGGGGCAUCUGGGUCGCAGCCCAUGCAGGUUGAUGCCAAGCCUCAAUCACAUGCCUUCAGAUACAGCUUGAACUACCCCAACAUCGGCCACUGCAUCAUAAUCAACAACAAGAACUUUGAUCGCAGGACAGGCAUGAACCAACGCAAUGGCACUGAUGUAGAUGCAGGAAACGUAAUGAAUGUGUUUCGAAAGCUUGGAUACAUUGUGAAAGUCUACAAUGACCAGACAGUUGCACAGAUUAUGCAGGUUUUAACAACAGUUGCCCAUGAUGAUCACAGCCGCUGUGCUUCAUUAGUGUGUGUGUUGCUGAGUCAUGGCGAUGAGGGGGUGUUUUUUGGCACUGAUACCUCUGUGGAUCUCAAGUCUUUAACUAGUCUGUUCAGAGGAGACCGCUGCCCAUCACUAGUGGGAAAACCUAAACUGUUCUUCAUUCAGGCUUGUAGAGGAACAGAUUUGGAUCCUGGUGUGGAAACUGACCAUCCUGAUCACCCUGACAUCCCAGAUGGUCGUGUGAGGAUCCCGGUGGAGGCAGAUUUCCUCUAUGCAUACUCUACUGUACCAGGUUAUUACUCCUGGAGAAACACAAUGACCGGCUCAUGGUUCAUUCAGUCCCUUUGUGAUAUGAUGACGAAGUACGGCAGUGAACUGGAGCUCUUGCAGAUCAUGACCAGGGUCAACCAUAAAGUGGCACUGGACUUUGAGUCCACCUCCAACAUGCCGGGCUUCGAUGCCAAGAAACAGAUCCCCUGCAUCGUCUCAAUGCUCACCAAAGAGAUGUACUUCACUCCUUAAAACCGCCAGGGAAACUUUGAGAACGUCAGCAGCUGUUUUUGGUAGGUUUCACAAGUAGUAUGUGCACUUCCAAGCGUUGAAUUUAGGAGUAUAAGACCUUUUCAUUACAGCAAAAUGGUUCAGAACCACUGAAAUACUAGCAGGACAUUCUUCUCAAAAUGUCCUGUCUCAGGUUUAUUGUGUUUUUCUAACAGUUAUAAAUGUGCUGUGUUUGCAAAUAGGUGCUCCAACUUUUUUGUGUUCUUGUGACUUUAUAGCAUUUCACUUGCCUCUGUUCUUUCUGUUCACGAUGUAAUAGUAAUAAUAGUAAUGAACAAUCAUCAGAAGCAAGUGAUGUGGGGAUUUCUAGAAUUACAGUAAUCAGGGACUUUGAUAAACUUUAAUAUACUAUUGCACUGUUAAAAAGGGAAUCAUAAACGGGCAUUAAAUGAGUUAAAUCAGUGAGAUUGGAAAUCGUAAUUAAAGGGAGACCGCUGUGCCUAUUUUAAUGUGAAAAGCAAAGAACAACAAUCAAACAUAACUAUUCCCUAGUGCCUCUCUCUGAGCCAUGUGAACGGAUUUUAAUAAGUCUUUUCAAUAAAUCUUUUUUACAGUUUUCCACUAAGACACGAUAAAUGCAUAAUUUACCUGAAUAUUUAGGGUUAAAGCAAAGUUCACCCCUACCUCCUCAAAACACAUUUCUGUCAUCAUGUACUCACCCUUCACUUGUUCCAAACCUGUUUGACUUCUUCUAAUGAACAAAAAAGAAGAUCUUUUGAAAAAUGUUAGAAAGAAUUGGCUUCAUAGUAUUUGGUUUUCUUACUAUGGAUGUCAAUGGUUACCCAUUUCCAACAUUCUUUGGAAUAUCUUCUUUUGUUUUAAAGAGAAGAAUCUCUUAAAUAUUUGGAACCAGUAAAGGGUGAACAAAUGUGUCAUUUCUGAGUGAACAAUCCGUUUAUAUCAUCGUUUUUUUAUUAUCAACGUUAAAAAAAAUCAACUAACAUUUAGAGACUUAAAGUGGAAGUCUUUAGGCUGUCAACAUAUGUUUGUGGUCAUUUGUAUUUUGAUCUGCAAUUCUCUGGAAUUUGUCUCUUUAAUAUGAAUAUGAAGGUAAUUCAUCUGUAAAAAAUCAUGUCACUUAUUACUGCUGAGGUCACUGAUACAUUGUGUGUUUUCCUUAUGCAUGCAUACAUAGAAAACGACAUACCUUUUGUGUUUAUUGUACAAUCUUGGUUAUUGUACAUAUGUUAGUUUUAUUCUAUGUACAAACCACAACCUUUGUAUGUAAUAAAACAGCUCUGCAGUACACUG
Molecule: messenger RNA, 2458 nt
Organism: Danio aesculapii
Lineage: Eukaryota; Metazoa; Chordata; Actinopteri; Cypriniformes; Danionidae
Gene: casp3a
Product: caspase 3, apoptosis-related cysteine peptidase a
Exons: 7
Coding region: 320-1168 (282 amino acids)
Biological process (GO): positive regulation of apoptotic process; neuron differentiation; keratinocyte differentiation
Cellular component (GO): cytoplasm
Source: RefSeq, a predicted model, not a curated record